GCAGAUGCGCAUUGUAAGAGCAAAGCUACGACAACGCUUAACCACAUGGCAGAAGUGUUCAAGUGAAAUUUUAUCCUGUCCCCUCCACAUCUGAUUAGUUCGUGAUUACUUUGGUCUUGUUGCGCUUCAGGGUUUACCUUUGCAACCACUGAGUAAGAAAGGCUACAUGUACAUGGGCAGCGAAACAGGUGUUACAUCCCUUCUAUGCGAUUUACGACAUGGGCAUGCAGCAGUAAGCCUCAGAGGAAAUAUAUAUUUUAAAAGCAAUUAAAAUGAAUGCAAAAGCAUUAUUAUUAUCAUCCGCGUUGAUGUUGUAAGUAGAAACAAUAUCGCUACUAAGAAGGGGCCGUUCACACCGAACGCGUUCUUGCGUCCGUCCGCGCUGUUUUUCUUUGUAAACAUGCCGCGUCUCUCUGUUCUUUCAGCUUCUCGCGCAGGAACGCCGCGUUUUUAAGGUGCUUUGUCGCGUUCAAAUAAGUUCGCGUCUCGGCAUACCCGCGAAACCAUUAGUGUCGCUCUUUUUAACAAGAACGCUCCUAAUUAGCCAUAUUUACAAGCUUUGUUAUUUAAACGACCAGAUUUCACCAUUAUAGUGACGAGACGACGGACAUCCGUCGUGUUGUUUUCUGCCAGGCUGUCUUAUGAACGUCGCUUGAGAGCGUUUUACGGACACAAAGGCAGGAUUAGAAACUGCAAUGAAACCCUGAACCCGUAAGGGAGGUGUCUGAGAGAGAAGUAUAGAGAGGGGCAGGAAUAUUGCUUGUGCCUGGGCGGAACAGACGUUGCAAAUCUGUCGGAAAACAAGUGUCGAAGCUAUCGGUGCUCUGGAGUGCACUGUGUCUCUGUGUUUGUCUGCACGAGGAGCAGCUGAGAUAUCUCACAGUCAACAUUUCCAAAUGCAAAAGCGGUCACCACAUGAUCAAAUUAGACUGAUCUCACAACAGGCCAAUAAGCUGUUUGAUGACGUGGCAAUAUGAAAAUGGACCCGAGGUGCUCUAAGGAAAAAGGACUUUUAAAAGGCGAGGCAAAGGCUGCAUCGCCUCAUUGAAAUUCCAGAUCAAGCACUCCCAUGUAACCACUCGUAUCCACAUGCGUGUUUGAGUUAGUGCAUGUAUGUAGGGAUGGAGUGGUCUUUAGAGCGAAUGAGGGAGUGGGUGGCAGGUGGCAUGCAGUCGGUACGGGAGUGUGAAUCCAGCGCUCUGGGCACUGCUCUUUGUCUCGCCCUUCUGUUUAUCUGGUAUUGCUACCGUGUGGGAUGCGAGCAUGCUGCCCCAUCUCUCCAUGGCAGCUUCACUCCAGAACGCCGCGGCAGUGCCAUGCCCGGCGGAGUUCUGGCCUCAGACCUCUUGGCCCGAGGAGGCUCGUUGAAACUUCAUCAGGCCAGCGGAGGAAGCGGAGUCAGUGAGGAAGAACUCAACGGCUUCGCCUACUGCCAGUCACCCGAGUGCUUCCGUUGCACCAAGCCUGGCGAGGGCCUGAAUCAACGGCUCUACCACAGCCUGCAAGAGUACGCCAAACGCUACACCUGGGCCGGCAUGGGUCGUGUGCACAAGGGAGUGCGCGAGCAGGGGCGCUACCUGCUCUGCAGCCGCCCUUCCAUCCAGAAACCAGAGGUCUUUUUCCUGCCAGAUCUUCCCUCUGCUCCCUUCUUCUCACGAGAGGCACAGAAGCACGACGUGGAGCUUCUGGAGAGAAGUUUCCCUGCAUUGCUGGCUGAAUUUGAAAGCGUGUACCGGCUGCCGUCAAAUCGAACCGGCUCCACACUUCCACCAGGCUGGAAGGUUAAUAGCACACCUCGAGGCCAGUGGUGGACCUUCUAUCUGGUGAACCAGGGGACUCCGAUGGUGCUGAAUGCCAGACGUUGUCCACGGGCAUGGAGGGUGCUUGGGCAACUCCGUACCUUUAUUGCUAAUAAUGUGUUUGGCAAUGCCUGCUUCUCAGUGAUUAGUCCAGGAGCCACUAUUACUGAGCACUAUGGUCCAACCAACGUACGCCUGCGAUGCCACCUUGGACUGAAGGUGCCCUCUGGUUGUGAAUUAAUAGUCGGUGGAGAGCCGCAGUGCUGGUCUAAGGGAAGCUGCCUGCUGUUCGAUGACUCUUUUCUUCACACUGCAUUUCAUGAUGGUCCUGCAGAAGAUGGUCCAAGAGUUGUAUUCAUGGUGGACCUCUGGCAUCCAAAUGUGGCAGCAGCUGAGAGACAGGCACUGGACUACAUCUUCACCCCUGGACGCUGAGAGUGGGAAAAUUCUGUUGAAUAAACAACAUGGGAAAUUUGAUAUUUGGCAAAGUUCAAUGAGUGCAAUGGGAAAGACAUACAAUAAGCACAUUGGUAAACACUUCCUCUUGUAUACGUACCUCUCUAGUAUACAACUGUCCCUCGUGGCACUGCAACAGUAGAGAAUUUGAUGUACCAUCACUAUUGGACAUUAUCAAUGUUUACAGACCACUUUAGCAAAAACCUUCCCAUAACUUUUGCUUGAGACGAACCCUUGAAUUAUUAGGUUGAAUAAUGGUUUAGUUAGCUGCAAUUGACAGGGUCUCGUUAUACCCAAUGAUUAUCAUUUCACCUAAAGUAUUGACAGUCAAACGCACAUGGAAAUGCACUUUUUUCCAACACUGGUUGCUAUAGGCAAGGAUGGUUGUAUAGGAAGCACAGUACAAAGUUUGGUCUGUACAUUUGACAUAAACAGUCGUAAAAUGACUUGCACGGCAUUGACAGGGGAUUUGAUAUUUACAACAAAGGUACGUGGAUAUAUGGCAGAGAUGUUACGUGAAGGAAACACUACCAGCUAUUGGGUAAAAUGACCUCCAUUAAACGCACUAGUGGCAAGUUAUUUUGCCAUUCCUAAGCCAGGGUUGGAUCAUUCCGGUGACGAAAAAGAAGAGCACAUCAAAUCAGCCUGCUUUCCACUUUACUCUUUCCUACACUGAAUUUUCCAAUAAAAUCAAAACACGUAUCAAUCGCUUUGUAUUUCUGUACAACAACAGUGGGACACAGUGCUUGCUAUUUUUUGGAAAACAAUGUUAUGGCUGUUUAUGUGUGCUAGUUUAAACCUUAUUGUGCUUUGUUGUACAGCUUGUAAACAGAGCUUUAGUGGUUGUCACAUUGAUAUUGGUGCAUUCCUUUUGUAAGAUGACAGACAGUUUUGAGACAGUUGACAUUUGAGAAGUGACAUUUUAUAUCAUUGUGUGACUUUUGGAGUUGCAAAUAAAUUUUAUGAUGUUCCUACUUCCAUGUUUCAAAUUGUGUGCCAUGGACUCACUUUGCAAUGGACGAGUAAUUCUGUAGAUUAAAUAAAGAACUAAUUUAA
Molecule: messenger RNA, 3311 nt
Organism: Myxocyprinus asiaticus (Chinese sucker)
Lineage: Eukaryota; Metazoa; Chordata; Actinopteri; Cypriniformes; Catostomidae
Product: aspartate beta-hydroxylase domain-containing protein 2-like
Exons: 4
Coding region: 1110-2234 (374 amino acids)
Source: RefSeq, a predicted model, not a curated record